AUGGCCUCAGCAGCGAUGAGCCCGGCCCGGCGUCUGCUGCUGCUGCUGCCGCCGAGGUGUCCAUCAUCGUCGCCGGCCAUCUGCGCCGCGGCGGCAGCGGCUCGCCGCCAUUACGCGGCGCCGUCUCGCAAACAGAUUGCCCGCGAGGUGGAACGCACCAAUCGCAUGAUCACCGCCAGAAAUAACCGGGAGCUGAGCCUGUCACAAAUGCAAAAGGAGGCGCACGCCGACUACUUCAAGGACGGCGAUGGGCCCCUGUUUCCGACCACCUUCGUUGCCAUGCCCUUGUCCCAAUGUCCCCGAAACCCCUCCCGCUUCUUUGAUUACCAGUGGGCCCGCAUGAAGCAGUGGCUCUUGGAGACCGGCUCUGUGCUCGGCUACAAGCUCAAUUCGAUGGCCUCGUGGACCUCGCGCCCCAAGUGGAAGGUCCGGCGCGGCCAGAUUGCGCCCACCGCAAAAGCCAUGUAUCGCGAGAUGCUCGAGGCCUUUGCCCAUGGCGACAAGCAGACGCUGCACAACAUUUGCCUGGCGGGCUGCGCCAAGAAGCUCAUCUCGGCCAUCGACCGCAGAGAUAACCGCGAAGGGUGGCGCUUCGAGGUGGUCAAAUACAACCGCCCUCUCCUCUAUCCGCGCCUCAUGUCCCACCGCAUCCACGAGUUCAACCCCUACGACAAGACCAUGGCCACCGAGCAGGCCGUCGUGGCUAUCUGCUCCACCCAGCAAGCCUCCAAGUACACCAUCGCCACCGGCGCCACGAUCCCCGGCACCCUCAAGCUACAGGACAAGACCGAGUAUGUCGUCUUGUCCAGGCAAGUCAACCAGAAGACCUUUGUCAGCACGCCGUGGCGGAUAUGGGGCACCAUGUCGCCCACGACGCUCGAGGGGUAUUUGAAGGAACAGGCCAUCAUUGGCAAGGAGCAGGCGAGGAGAGCGGGCUGGGGCCCGGAGACGACGAAACGAAUGUAA
Hirsutella rhossiliensis is the source of this 966-nucleotide messenger RNA. RefSeq names its product tim44-like domain-containing protein. The record is from RefSeq and is a predicted model, not a curated record. Gene Ontology annotation, cellular component: mitochondrion. Lineage: Eukaryota; Fungi; Ascomycota; Sordariomycetes; Hypocreales; Ophiocordycipitaceae. The transcript is spliced from 2 exons. The coding region runs from base 1 to 966 and encodes 321 amino acids.